CGUCCGAGCCGAGAAGAAGAGGCACCCGCCGCCGGCCUCCGGGGACUCGCCGCCCGAGACCGCAAACGCGAUAGUCAAUAAUUGCCUUUAGGGUACACCGGAUCGGCGAGCGCCAGGAGAGAGAGAUCGAGCGCGAUCAUCGUCCGCGUGUGCAACCCAACGACUGUCGGACGAACGCAACCCGUUCCUCGGUGGCUUGGAGCACUAGGGGAGGGUAGCCAAGACGUCGAAAGGAUGAUACGCGUCGACGAGACUGACCCGGUGGGCGAGCUCGAACCGAGUUUCCCCUAUCGAAAUGUGACAGUGCGUCGGGGCGUGGAAUUCAAGGAUCAUUAUGACAUCGAAUCUGAGAUCGGACGAGGAAAAUUUGGCACCGUUUAUCGAUGUAAGGAGAAAGUAAGCGACUUGAUGCUCGCCGCAAAGGUGGUGAACACGGCGAAAAAGGAGGACAAACGAUCGGUGGAACGAGAGGUGGAAAUUAUGAGACGGUUACAACAUCCACGACUUAUUCAGCUCUACGAUGCCAUUGACACCGGCAAGCAGAUAUACGUAAUUUUGGAACUGAUCGAAGGUGGCGAACUAUUUGAGAGGGUGAUAGACGACGAUUUCGUGUUGACCGAGCGUAGCUGCGCCGUUUUCAUGCGACAGAUCUGCGAGGGUAUAGAGUUCGUUCACCGACAGAAUAUUUUACAUCUCGAUUUAAAGCCUGAAAACAUAUUAUGUUUGACAAAGGAGGGUAAUAGAAUCAAAAUCAUAGACUUCGGUCUGGCGAGGGAGUACGAUCCAAAGAAGAAGUUGCAAGUUCUAUUUGGCACGCCGGAGUUCGUUGCACCGGAAGUCGUAAAUUUCGAUCAGAUUGGUUAUGGUACCGACAUGUGGAGUAUAGGCGUCAUCUGUUACGUAUUAUUAUCCGGUUUGUCACCGUUCAUGGGAGACACAGACAUCGAGACAAUGGCAAACGUGACCAUCGCGAAGUACGACUUUGAUCAUGACGCAUUCGCCAAUAUAUCCGAAGACGCGAAGGAUUUUAUCCGUUGUCUGCUAGUCAAAGACAAAGACAAACGAAUGUCGGCCACGCACUGCAGGGAACAUCGUUGGUUGGCGAAGAAGCCAGCGACGCAGCAACAGCAGCAGGUCGAGCAAACGGUGACGAUAUCGAAGCCGAAGACUCCAGAUCUGCCAAUCCCUCGAGUGGAAACGAGCAGCGUAGACGAGUUGGACGUGACCAAGGACAAUCUGAGGCUGUUCGUGGAGCGCUGGCGUGAGCACCCUGACAGCCCGUAUAUCAUAGAUAUUCCUCAGUGUGUGUUGACUCAACAGAAUUCGACUCGCGAUUACGAGGAAUUAGUGUCGUUAGGAGGUCACAGUCCGUCGCCUUGUGCCAGUAUCUCCAGCGAACCGUCAGAAGCGACGGACGGCUCACCCCGAGAGAGCUACGGCACGUUCCUGACGGUGCCUAGCUACGGUCUCGAGAGGAGAGCCUCCGAGGGCGUCACCACGGAGAAGUCAAGGGGCGACCCUGCCAGUCAAAUCAUCUUGGCUGAUGAGAUAAUCAAAUUAUCAGAGCGUCUGAGAUCCAUAGCGACGGGAGCGAGCGGAUAUUCAAACGAGGAGGAAAGCUCCUCGGAGACCGGCGAGCAGAGCAAGAAGCCGCUCGAAGACAAGGACAAGAGGAACGGUGUUCGUUCGAGGAACGGAUUGGUUGUUGAAAAUACCGAAUGCAACGAAAUUGCGGAGAAAUUGUCGAGCAUAGUAAGACACAGGAAGCUCAACGGAACCACGUUCCAUAGUAGUCGUAGUUUUGAUAGGAACACGGAAACCAGUACCGCGAAUAUGUUCGCCUCGUUGAAGAAGUCGAAGCAGAAGAAAGAGGAGGAAAGAAGCCGGAAAGGCUCUAUAGAAUCAGUUAGGUCGGAAUCUUUCGAGAAGAAAGUGGAAGAUAUAACGAGUAAGAAAAAUGAAAUAGUAUUUAACAGAAAUGAGGCUGAGAUGGAUCUUACUCCACCGUGGCGGCGCGCACGGGUGAAACAAUUUGGUGAGACUAGUAGGGACGUCCCACGAAUUUCUGCCCUUCGUAAUUUGCAUAAGAGUCUGAAUCUGGAUGAACCUACUAAUACCAAGGAUUUGUUGCUACAUUUGCUUGGUGAAUGGGAAGGAACCACGAGGUCGUCAGGAGUUGGUCGGAAGUCCGUCAGCGUUGAUUGGUGUGGCGAGGAAUCUGUUGCUAGGAAAACGAUGAACUCUUUGGCCGAAUAUUUCCAAUCGAAACAACAAAAGUCGACGGCGACUAACGUUAGUUCAUCCACGUCGAGUUCGAUACAUCGUUGAGACGAUUCCGUUGGAGGAGUCGAGGGCUACGUUGGAUUUGCCUGUCGUUUCUUACGACGACGACGACGACGACGAUGAGGAUCGUUCGCCAUUGUGAAGUUCUCAGGGCAAUACAAGAUAUAGAGACGGUGGUGGAUGACACAGUGAAGACAUACGAUUAUUUUUUGUUUAAUGUAUACAAAUAGCGUUGCUACUUCCGGUUUGGAUGGAACUGAAGAAUUUAUAAUGAGUGCGCAAUUUCAUUUGAAUUCAUUUGUGUCGAAUUCAAGUAAAUACGUGAGUUCCUGGUGAAUUGCUCGUGUUGUCAAAUUUAUUAUGUUCGAUUUAGAAAAAGAAAA
Messenger RNA from Bombus pascuorum, 2666 nucleotides. RefSeq lists its product as uncharacterized. The coding region runs from base 235 to 2328 and encodes 697 amino acids. NCBI's taxonomy places the organism in Eukaryota, Metazoa, Arthropoda, Insecta, Hymenoptera, Apidae. The transcript has 7 exons. Gene Ontology annotation, biological process: intracellular signal transduction; positive regulation of apoptotic process; protein phosphorylation. Gene Ontology annotation, molecular function: protein serine/threonine kinase activity; ATP binding. The record is from RefSeq and is a predicted model, not a curated record. Gene Ontology annotation, cellular component: nucleus.